Xylaria bambusicola is the source of this 1978-nucleotide messenger RNA. Its product is annotated as OTU domain-containing protein 6B. Gene Ontology annotation, molecular function: cysteine-type deubiquitinase activity. Gene Ontology annotation, biological process: protein deubiquitination. The transcript has a single exon. The coding region runs from base 444 to 1460 and encodes 338 amino acids. Lineage: Eukaryota; Fungi; Ascomycota; Sordariomycetes; Xylariales; Xylariaceae. The record is from RefSeq and is a predicted model, not a curated record.
GCAAAUUGACCAGCCCACUGGGAAGAGAAUCAAAACUCUCCACACCACGUAUUGCAAGUGGCCUUUGAUUUCUAUUUCAUGCCUACUUAGGUUGAUUGUAGUAAACUCUUGUUGAGCAUUUCAACAUGAGCCUUGAGAGUACCUACUUCGUAAGGUAGUAAGUAACUGCCUACUGCCUACUGCCUACAGGUACCUACCUACCUAAGUGGUAGAGGGCCAGCAGUCGCCUAUGGCCCCACUGCUGUAAUGCAUCGCUAGCACGGUUCUUUUUACCCCACGUCAGAACCCCACGUUCAGCUAGCUACUAGGCGAGAGCUGUAGUUUAUUUUUCCAAUAUCAGAAGUGCAACAAGACAAGAAGAUAGACGAGCAAUUCUGGCCCUAGAUAUUUUCUUAGAUAUAGAACCUUAUUUUUCUUUUCUUUUUGAAACAACAGCUAUCGCCAUGGAGGAGACGCUAGAAACGAUCCAGGCGCGGCAUCGCAAAGAACAGCGGGACCUACAAUCACGCAUCACGAGCAAAAAGAAGAACGCAACGAAGAAGACGAGGAAAGGCGUCAACGACGAGUGUGCGGCGCUUGAGCGAGACCUCAAGGAGCGCCAGGAACUCGAACUCGACGCGCUAAACGGAGACAAAGAUGUCGACGAGCAAGACGGGGGAGAAGAGCCCAACGGCGUCACGACAGAAAAUGAAGGCAGCACAAACGAGACAGCCACAGACGUAAAUCACAUCACGGAUCGCUUGAAAGAUACGAAGGUAUCCUUCGACCUACCGUCCUCAGAACCCACCACACAAAACCAAGACGGCGGCGGCGGCGGCAAGAAGCGCAAUCGCCAGAAAGACCGUCUAGCACGGCGCGCCGCGGAGCGCGAACUAGCCGCCUCGGCCGCCUCGCAAGAAGCGGCAAACAUGACGGACCACAGGGACAUAGAGCGGCGGGCUCUCGCGCAGACGUUCAGCGCGCACGGGCUCGCGGAGCACGAGAUCGCGCCCGACGGGCACUGUCUGUUCUCCGCGGUCGCGGACCAGCUAGGGCAGCGGGGGAUCCCGAUCUCCUCGACAACCUCUGACUCUAUGAUCAAUGACGAGGGAAACGGGGACGAGACGCGGCAGCCUCCGUAUAGACUCGUGCGAAAGGUAGCGACGUCGUACAUGGAGGCGCACGCGGAUGAUUUCGCGCCGUUCCUGGAGGAGCCGCUUGCGAGCUACGUCUCGAAGAUCAGGGACACGGCCGAGUGGGGGGGACAGCUUGAGUUGCUUGCGCUGGCGAGCGCGUAUCGGGUUGAGAUCAGGGUUGUGCAGAACGGGCGGACGGAGACGAUACGGCCGGGGAAUAGUGAUGGGGUUGGCGUCGGUGGAGGGGAUAAUGGGAAGGAGGGGGAUAGGACGAUCUGGCUUGCGUAUUAUCGCCAUGGAUAUGGUCUUGGAGAGCAUUAUAAUUCGUUGAGGAAGAAGGGGUGAGAUGAUAGAGUGUGUGUUAUACCGGAAUAGAGAUCUUCUGCUCGUAGACCCGUUGGUGGAUGUUAUUCACCGGACUUCGGCUUCUGUCGAGCUAUGCGUAAGAGCUGUGAUCAACAUAUACCUUCUCAUGCUAAGGUACAUAUUAAUGUUGCCGUUCUGACAUUUCACCUGCAAGCUAACGAAUUUCCAAAGACCCUGGGUUUUAUUGUUCAUAUCCUAUUCUCUAUUCACUGAACAUUCUUGUCCCCGAUAGCUCUGCAUCUCGUACUGUUCCGUUUGGAUUCUUAUAUCUACAAGGGCCGAUGCCUAAGGACCGAAAUCAGUACAUAGUUCCGAUUUAUUCGCUCCCUAGUAACAGGAGAAAAAGAAUCACGAAAGGGGAAGAGUGAAACCAAAAGGGAAAAAGAGAGUUCGGCCAACGAAGGAAUCGAACCCCCGGUGCCUAGCGCUGCAGAGUAAGGAUGAUAAUCGCUGUGUAUAACGCUUUAUACUUCGCUAGACCGUACCAACUCGGCCAC